Pelmatolapia mariae (spotted tilapia) is the source of this 1972-nucleotide messenger RNA. It is a transcript of the gene cdk15, whose product is annotated as cyclin-dependent kinase 15. Gene Ontology annotation, biological process: protein phosphorylation. Gene Ontology annotation, cellular component: cytoplasm; cytosol; nucleus. The transcript has 13 exons. Gene Ontology annotation, molecular function: cyclin binding; cyclin-dependent protein serine/threonine kinase activity; ATP binding. Lineage: Eukaryota; Metazoa; Chordata; Actinopteri; Cichliformes; Cichlidae. Bases 2 to 1363 code for a protein of 453 amino acids. The record is from RefSeq and is a predicted model, not a curated record.
GAUGGAGGAGCUGUCCCGACGGGCAAGGGAGACCAGGCAGUGGGUGAGGAGGUGCUGCUGCUGUGCUGAGGAAGAGGAGGAUGGUGAGGAGAAAGGUUAUGAUGGAGAAAAAGAAGAAGAAGAAGAGGUGAAGAUAGAGGAGGUGAACUUCAGGAAAAGUUCAGCUUCACUUCCGCCUGCUGAGCUGGAUUCGGACUCAUCCUCCUCUGGCUCUCAGUCUCACUGGUUCCACACUCUGCAGGCCCGUCGGCUGAAAAUCCAGCGUGGGCGCAGCAACAGCGACCCGCUGAGAGGGGAGGGCAGCUGGGAGCCUCUUACCUGGAAAGCAGGUCUGGAGUUUGGGGCAGCGCACUCGUACCUGAGUCUGGAGAAACUGGGUGAAGGAACCUUUGCCUCGGUCUACAAAGGCAUCAGCAGGAUAAACGGGCAGCUGGUUGCUCUGAAGGUGAUUCGUAUGAAGACGGAGGAAGGCGUCCCGUUCAACGCCAUCAGAGAAGCCUCUUUGCUCAAACGUCUGAAACAUGCCAACAUUGUCCUCCUGCACGACAUCAUCCACACCAGAGAGACACUCACCUUUGUCUUUGAGUACCUGCAGACAGAUCUGGCCCAGUACAUGAUCCAGCACCCUGGAGGUCUACGCUAUCACAACGUGCGGAUCUUCAUGUUCCAGCUGCUGCGAGGUCUCUGCUACAUCCACAGCCGCAGGAUCCUCCACCGAGACCUGAAGCCCCAAAACCUGCUCAUCAGCUACCUCGGAGAACUCAAACUGGCCGACUUCGGUCUGGCUCGGUCCAAAUCCAUUCCCAGUCAGACCUUCUCCUCGGAGGUGGUGACACUGUGGUACCGCCCCCCUGACGUCCUGCUGGGAUCCACAGACUACUCCACAGCUCUGGACAUGUGGGGGGCUGGGUGCAUUUUCAUAGAGAUGCUGCAGGGGGCGCCAGCAUUCCCAGGAGUCUCUGAUGAGUUUGAGCAGCUGCAGAAGAUCUGGGAGGUCCUGGGCCUCCCCUCUGAGGACAGCUGGCCUGGUGUCAGCCUUCUACCCAAUUACAGACCAGAGCGGUUUCUUUACUCAGAACCAAAGCAGCUUAGGACCGUUUGGAAAAGGUUGGAGCAGCUGCCAUAUAAGACCGAGGACCUGGCCCAGGAGAUGCUAAAGGCCGUCCCUACAGACAGGAUCUCGGCUCCGGACGCCAUGCAGCACCUGUACUUCAGCACACUGCCUCCUCCCAUCAUGCACCUCAGAGACACUGUGUCCAUCUUUAAGGUUCCUGGCAUUCGUCUGGAAACAGAGGUGAGAGACAUCUAUAACCCUGGGCGCAAGGUCAAACCCUCUCUGCUGCCCUCUGCUAAAUUCUGGUGACUGCAAGCUCAUAAGCAGCCUGUCAAGAUGAGUGGAGGGGAGAACAAACCCAGAUGUCUCUCUGAAGACACAAACUGGACUUUGAAGUGAUAUUAAUACAGUGCCAUUGAAUGUUUGCGGUUCAGUUUGGAGAGUCUUUCUGGUUAAAUAAAGAUGUGUAUGUCAAACUUUCACUCAGAUCGGCUGUUAAGAUCUUAUGUAAAUCUGAUUUCUUGCCAAUGUAAAUAUAAACUGUCCCUGCAGUCUUCUGUUAGCAUUCAUUAGCAUCUGUUAGCAGCAGACUAACGAGCCCCAUGAAACUCCUCAUGAAUUUUGAAUGAAGAUUUAUUAAUAAAGCUCCAGGCCAACCUGCACUGAGAGACACAGCGUGUUUCUGUAUUCUGACUCUAACUGGAGAAAACUCGACCUCUGAAACUUUGUUAGUCCUCUGAUACACAAACAAGCCAACAGCUGAGAGAGGGGGGCUACCAGGUGGACCUGAUUUAACUGUGUUUACCUCUGACUGAUGAUGUUCCCCUCGUCCCCUACCUCACUGACACCUCAUGACUUGCCACAGCACUGUAACAAUACUAAAAUUUAAAAGCAUAAUUAAUAAAAAAAAUUAUUGAA